CCACCCACCACCCCCACUCGCAGGCUACCCGAUGAAAUCUAUCGAGUGCAAACCGCAGCAGCUGACCGCCAUCGGUAACCGACUGCUCGAUUGGUUCUCGGUCAUCAUGGCCGACAGCAAGAAGCGCCGCCAGCACCAGCAGCAGAAGAACAAGGUUCACUUCCCGGCCGCGUGCAAGCUGGAGGCCCGCUGGAUGUUCGGCCAUCUGGAUCUGAACAACGACGGCGAGCUUUCGUCGCAGGAGCUGUACGACUUGGAACACGACCAGAACGAGCGCUGCAUCAAACCGUUCAUCGACACGUGCGACCUGGACCAGGACAAUACGAUCGAUCCGCGAGAGUGGUGCCGCUGCUUCGAGAAGACCGACCGGCCGUGUGCCGCCGUCCGAAGGCGUCUGGGAACUGAUUUGAAUGGAUCAGGAUAUGCACCGGAUUGCGACAGUCAAGGAUUCUACAAGCCGACGCAGUGCCACCAGGCUGUUGGGGUGUGCUGGUGCGUGGAUGAGCAUGGUGUUGAGUUUGCUAAUACACGCACACGCGGAAAGCCCAAUUGCGACGAGAUAAUCAACAACGCGAACACGCUCAACACCGACGACGAGGACGCCGAGGAUUCCGAAGAUGACGAUGACAGCCAGGAAGGCAGCGCCGAUCGACUGUUGGUUUUCUAAGGCGAACAAAGCCAGCCAGCCGCCAGCCACAGCAGCAGCAUUUCCCUUCUGCCGAAAAACCGAAACAGAAGAAAAAGUUUUUAGUUCCAUCAUCCUUCCUCCCGUGGGGGGGCUUCCGGCUUUUCAUUUUCUUUUUGGAUCAGACAGUUCUCGGUAUACAAGGAGUUUGCCUUUUUUCUUGGUUGGUUUGGAAUAACCGUUGAUUUUGGUGGAUGCUGUUUUGUCAUAAUUGAACGCUGCAGCAAUUUCAUCGUUUGUUCAAAACUUGUUGAUUGAUAUGUUUUUGUACGGAAAACUUUUUCGUGCCCUACAUUCCCAUAUACUGUUUUGUUCCUCUGAAAUGGAUGAGAUUUAUCUUUUUUUCUCUUGUGAUUUCCGUAUGGAAGCGGAUCUGAAGCGUGAACACUCGAAAAUUAGAAAAGCAAACACUAAAACAUCCCCGUCCUUUAUUAGCGUCGUGAGUCUUAACUGUUAUUAAGUUUGAACUUUUGGAUAAAACUGAUUGUGGAACACUUAAUUAGUAGACGAAAAGUUAUCUAAGGAAAAUUGUCGUCCGUAUGGUUGGAGGAAGAAUUCAGAUUAAGUUUGUCAAUCAAGAAAUAAUACCUCUGAACGGUGCUUAGUAGGCUUUUGCGUAGACAAGAUGUAGGAACUAACCCAUGAUUUUCAUCGAGGUAGCCCUGAAAUUCUUGAAAAGUUCGAAGCCUUCUAUAGCACGCUUUGAUGAAAGAUUCCAUGCUAGCUAGGAUUUAAUUUUCAGGAGUUUGGCGUUUCGUUGUUGUUCACAAUUUAAAAUUGUAAUUACUAGCUUAUUUGAAGAAAAAAAAACUGACAAAGUUUUGCGUAAAAUCACAGAAGAAGUUCCUAAGAAUUUUCUGGAAAAUUUCAUUCAUUAACCACGUAGACUUUUUGGAGGGAAGAAGGGGUUAUGGCCAUAGUCCACGUUCCACACAUAACAAGGAGGAGAAGGUCUAAGAUUAUUAUUUUUUUUUAUCUACGGUCCUAAAAAAAUCUAAAAUAAAAAGAAGUGACCCAUAUAGCUCUGCCUGCCCAGCUAUCAAGUAAAACUAUGCUAAGGGUAUCUAGGUUCGAUUCUCGAUGUGGUCCACAGUCUUUGUCAACUGAAUUAGCAAAAUCUAAUGUCGUUUUCGUUUUUGAUUCAGUUCCAACCUGGGUU
Molecule: messenger RNA, 1844 nt
Organism: Aedes albopictus (Asian tiger mosquito)
Lineage: Eukaryota; Metazoa; Arthropoda; Insecta; Diptera; Culicidae
Product: proteoglycan Cow
Exons: 3
Coding region: 32-667 (211 amino acids)
Biological process (GO): establishment of protein localization to extracellular region
Molecular function (GO): calcium ion binding
Source: RefSeq, a predicted model, not a curated record